UAUGCAUUCAUAGUAAUUAAAAAUAUUUCAGUUGCUCUGUCAUCAAGAACUCGACUUCAGGAAAAGAAGAUCUCCAAAAGCACUAUUAAAAAGGCCUCUCAAGAACAAUGUACUUGUCCAAAGAAAUGUACAAGGCAAAGCUUCUUCACAAGAGAAUUGAUUGAAAAUUGCCAUUCAACAUUAUGGAGUCUGAAUACCACAGAGAGGCCAAAAUGGUUUCAAAGAAAGUUUGAUGACUUUCAGAGUGUAAAAAGGGGAACCUUUAAAUUCAUUCUUAAAGGCCACAAGGUUUGCUUAAAGAGUUGGUUGAUUGCUUAUGGAAUUAAGAAAUCAAUCUAUUACAAGGAACGAAGAACAUGGUUGACAAGUGAAGUGCAACUCUCUAACGAAAGAAGGACACCAUCACAAAAAAGACUUUAUGUCAUCAAUUGGUUUGGAGAAUAUACAGCAAUGAGAGGAGAAAAUCCACCUCACAUCCAAGAAAUUUGGCUGCCAUUUGGUUUAAGAAAAAAUGAAAUUUAUGCUGGAUAUAAAAAGGAUGCAGAGGAAGAGAACAUGGCUUGUGUUACUUUUCAGACUUUCCUCAACAUUUGGAAUGAACACUUUCCGCAUGUGAAAAUUAAACAGAGUAACUUGUUUACAAGAUGCACUACAUGUGACAAGCUUGACAGAGAACUACACAAGCAAUUAAACCCAGAGAAAAAAAAGGAAAUUUUUCUAAAGAAACAAGAACAUCUGCACAGACAAAUGAAAGAGAAAUCAGCAUAUUACAGACGAAAAACAGUAAGCAGACGAAGACCUGAUAGAUACAUAAGCCUCAUAAUUGAUGGAAUGGAUCAGUCCAAAACAAAUAUUCCUCAUUUUAAGGGAAGACCAAGCAAGGAGUUUGCAGCAACAAGGCAAUUGAAUGUGCAUGUUACUGGAGUUUUGAGUCAUGGCCUGAAUAGAAAAUAUCUGUUUACAGACCUGCACCAGUACAAACAUGAUUCCAAUCUUACACUGAAUGUAUUGAUGAAAGUGUUAUGGAACCACUCAAAGGGAAAAUCAUUGCCUCCUGUCCUCUACCUACAGGCAGACAACUGCUUCAGAGAAAAUAAGAAUAAGUUUGUUCUGUCUUUCUUGGAGCUUUUAGUCAGGCGUCGAAUUUUUUAUGAGGUCCAACUUUCCUUUCUUCAUGUGGGCCACACGCAUGAGGAUAUAGACCAGAUGUUCAGUGUCAUUGCUGAUAAUCUCAGACACAGAGAUGCAGCAACACUACCAGAGAUGAGUGACAUCCUCUACAAUGCAGAGGAACUAAGAGGUUGUCUUGAUAUAUCUGGGUGGUUAUCUCCUUGCUUAAAAGGCGUAAAAUACCACACAAGGACCAACACCUUUAGGUAUCGACUGAAUGAGUUGACAGGUGAUGUACACAUCUGCUACAGAAAAAAUGUGGACCAUUCCUGGAAGUCCUUGCAGGGAAGCUUCUUCAAAGAAAGGGAAAAUGGAACGGUAAUGCUGCCAACAAAUGUUCCAAAUAUCUUGACGGCAUCAUUGGAGAAGCUUGAUGUUGCUAAUGUCAAGAAAAGUUUAAAUGUAUGGGCAAAGAUGAUGACAACAGCAGAGAGUGCAUGGUGGGAAAAGUUUGUAACUUUCUUGGAGGAAACUAAAAGCAACCCCAGUAGAUAUUCAAGGAAAGGGGCAAUAUGGUAUCUUCCAAAGAUACCACAAUACAAUUCAAAUGCCAUUGAGGACUCUGACUCUGAUGAACACCCUGCAAUUCCUGAAGAUUUACAGAGAAUACUUACAAAUGAAGAUGAAAAUCCAGAGGUAACUUUACUUUUUUUUUUAUGAAUUUUUGAGAUGUCUGGGUAGUGUAUUGGCAGUGCCCUUACUUCUUAACAUUAUA
Molecule: messenger RNA, 1885 nt
Organism: Saccostrea cuccullata (small rock oyster)
Lineage: Eukaryota; Metazoa; Mollusca; Bivalvia; Ostreida; Ostreidae
Exons: 7
Source: RefSeq, a predicted model, not a curated record